Alternaria arbusti is the source of this 2427-nucleotide messenger RNA. RefSeq lists its product as uncharacterized. The record is from RefSeq and is a predicted model, not a curated record. The transcript is spliced from 4 exons. Lineage: Eukaryota; Fungi; Ascomycota; Dothideomycetes; Pleosporales; Pleosporaceae. The coding region runs from base 1 to 2427 and encodes 808 amino acids.
AUGAAGCAGUGUUCCCCUACGAUCACCAAUCCAGAAUCGAGGGUUGUGGACGUAAGAGUACGUCUAGGUGGAAGAUUCCUGCAGCGAAGUCGGGCCAAUCACGAGGACUCAGUCGAUAUCGAACAUCCAGUUCGUGUGGAUCAAGAAGCGAACCCAAAGUGGAAAGAUGGCCAGCUUUGCUGGGAGGCCAAGGGGAAAUGUGCUCAAGUCUACGCAGAAGCAAAGACCAAGCUACUGGGAGAGUUAGACCAGUCUCAACGAGAGUCUUUCUGUGAGAUUUGUGUGUCACUUUUUAUGGUAGGAAAGACGCCUCGAAAAGCGAAACCUAUGAUCAUAAUUUCCAGCGAAGACAAACGAUCACGGGAAGAAGCCAAGAGAGCCAUCACCAGAAGCGGCGUUCUGGCGGAUCUUGGCUUCGAGAUCGGGGUGCUUAAGUACCUCCCAUCAGGCCCCACUCAUCCUGCCGCCGGAUCACCUAGCGAAGCAUGUUGGGAUUCAGCAUCAGAAUCCGAAGGAUGGGAUUCAGAUACUUGGAAAGAGAAGACGCCUGAUCCUUCUUUCCACCCGAAUACGCCUGUCUCUUCAUCUGCCUACUAUGAUUCUAAACAGGGGCUACGAAUCACCGGAAUGCCCAUAUACGUCAAGACAGCAGAUGGUCGAUCAAGAAUGGGAACAGCCAAUGUCGUGCACAACGGAUCCAAAUACGGUUAUAUUACUGCAGCCCAUAUUUUCGGUCUUCUGCAUCAAAGCCCUUCUUCGAUCGAUGAUGACGAAGAUGAUCUCGGUAUACCAUUCGACAGCGACAGCGACAAUGAGGAUAGCGAAAAUGAUUUGAACGAAAAGACAUCCUUCGCUGGGGCCCUGUUGUCAGACUCAGUAAGAUCAAGACAAUCUUACGUCUUGCACGGAGAUGGUUUUGAUCUCGGGGGAGCUACUGGGCCUAGUGAUCUCUCUGAAGUCUCGAUAGAUCUGCCGCAUGGUCUGGCCUUACUUGGUCAUCUGGAGCCUGACCAGGAGCCCGACAAGUCUUUGGAUUGCGCUAUCAUAACCAUCGAUGACUCUGGGCUUCAACGGACGCUCGACAGGACCAGAGUUCUCAGGGAAAACAAUGUCUCUCAUAUGUCGAGUUCUACAGCCGAGCCUAAGCCUUCGCUGGCUACAGCAUGGACCACUCAUGGUCCUAUUCAUGGUACUCUCAACAAAGUACCUGUUCUCAUGCGUCUACCAGGAAGCAUGUCGUUUCAGUCUGUAUAUACCUUUGCGUACGAAGGUGAGAUCAAGCGUGGCGAUUGCGGAUCACUAGUCCACGACACUACUACUAGAGCACUGUACGGCAUGAUCAUCGCUGCUGCUGACAGGCAGCCCAUUGCCUACAUAGUAGCGGCGAAGGGAUUGAUAAAACAUGUCGCGAACGCAGGAUGGCAUUUGCUGGAUGCCAAUGAUGACUAUAUGAACUCUAGGGAGAUCCAUGACGAAGUCGCAAACUUGCAGACAGAACAUAUUUCUUCAGCAGUACCUUUACCAGUAGGCGAUUCUCAGUCAAUAUCAUCGCGACCGAAGAGAUUCCAGACAGAAACACCCGAAGCGGUAUCUCCUGCAACAAACGAUCACCAAGAGGUCUCAUUGCCAACAAGCAUACUGAGAGCGGAAGACUCACCGGCCAGUUUCCCACAAGCUGUGUCUGCACGAGUAGACAUUUCCGAGAUGGAACCAUGGGCAUCCUAUUCUGAGCAACCACAGUCUCAAUGGAGCCACCGUUUCCAGAGAUAUCUUAUCACCCUAUGGAAUGCACAGCAUGGACGCUAUUACUGGCAGCACUACGUUGAAGCUUUCUACGUCAGGGGCAGCGCUUUCUUCCAGGAAGGCAAGGUCUUUUCAAUCCUCUUCACUGAACCGGCGGGCGCCACCGCACUGAAUGGGCUGAAUCCCAUGGCCGACUACAAUACCAAUCUGUCCCGGGUCAAAUACAAUGAAUUCGUACGAACCCAAAUACGGAGAUUCAUCGUCACGAGACGUAAACGCGAGUACUGCUUCGCUGUUCCAAUUUUUACCUACUACGGCCAAGCCACUACUAAGAAGGGAGUGGUUGCUGACGAGCAUGCUAUUGCCUAUUCGUUGGAAAAGGAACCACAACUCGUGCCGGGCGAGGCACCGCUUAUGAAGGCACCCAUCCCCAUUGUGACGGAGGAUAACAACCAGCCGCUAGUUCCAGCCUCUAGGAUCUACUUUGCCAUCCAUCAUCCGAUUCAAUACAAUGUCAAGGUAAAGAACCUCGGCCACGUGCAUCCCGAUUAUCUGCCUACCUUCCUUGGAUAUUGGAACCAGGAGAACAGCGACUCAAAACAAGACAUUGAUGUCACCGCGAACCAAGGUCGCGUGGACGAAGUACAAGGUCAUGAUACCCAGGAUCCUGUAGACAUGUAUUAA